Molecule: messenger RNA, 1113 nt
Organism: Pipistrellus nathusii (Nathusius's pipistrelle)
Lineage: Eukaryota; Metazoa; Chordata; Mammalia; Chiroptera; Vespertilionidae
Source: the annotation of a GenBank genome assembly
AUGAAGAUCAAGGAUGCCAAGAAACCCUCUUUCCCAUGGUUUGGCAUGGACAUUGGGGGAACUCUAGUAAAACUCUCAUAUUUUGAACCGAUUGAUAUCACAGCAGAGGAAGAACAAGAAGAAGUUGAGAGCUUGAAAAGUAUCCGGAAAUAUUUGACUUCUAAUGUAGCAUACGGAUCCACAGGUAUCCGGGAUGUACACCUUGAACUGAAGGAUUUAACACUUUUUGGCCGAAGAGGGAACCUGCACUUUAUCAGAUUUCCAACCCAGGACCUGCCUACUUUUAUCCAAAUGGGAAAAGAUAAAAACUUCUCCACAUUACACACGGUGCUAUGUGCUACAGGAGGUGGUGCUUACAAGUUUGAAAAAGAUUUUCGCACAAUCGGAAACCUCCACCUGCACAAACUGGAUGAACUUGACUGUCUUGUAAAGGGCUUGCUGUAUAUAGAUUCUGUCAGUUUCAAUGGACAAGCAGAGUGCUACUAUUUUGCUAAUGCCUCAGAACCUGAGAGAUGCCAAAAGAUGCCUUUUAACCUGGACGACCCCUAUCCGUUGCUGGUAGUGAAUAUUGGCUCGGGAGUCAGUAUUCUAGCAGUCCAUUCCAAAGACAACUAUAAACGAGUAACUGGGACAAGCCUUGGAGGAGGUACCUUUCUGGGCUUAUGCAGUUUAUUGACUGGCUGUGAAAGUUUUGAAGAGGCUCUUGAAAUGGCAUCCAAAGGUGACAGCACCAAUGCUGACAAGCUGGUCCGUGAUAUUUAUGGAGGAGAUUAUGAAAGAUUUGGCCUGCCAGGUUGGGCUGUAGCAUCUAGUUUUGGCAACAUGAUUUAUAAGGAGAAGCGAGAAUCUGUUAGUAAAGAAGAUCUAGCAAGAGCUACUUUAGUUACUAUCACCAAUAACAUUGGUUCUGUGGCACGAAUGUGUGCUGUUAACGAGAAAAUAAACAGAGUUGUCUUUGUGGGAAACUUUUUACGAGUCAAUACACUCUCGAUGAAACUUCUGGCGUAUGCACUGGAUUACUGGUCGAAAGGACAACUGAAAGCAUUGUUUCUAGAGCAUGAGGGAUACUUUGGAGCAGUCGGUGCACUUCUCGGGCUGCCAAAUUUCAGCUAA